Molecule: messenger RNA, 645 nt
Organism: Telopea speciosissima
Lineage: Eukaryota; Viridiplantae; Streptophyta; Magnoliopsida; Proteales; Proteaceae
Product: NADPH:quinone oxidoreductase-like
Exons: 3
Coding region: 1-645 (214 amino acids)
Cellular component (GO): cytosol
Molecular function (GO): FMN binding; oxidoreductase activity
Source: RefSeq, a predicted model, not a curated record
AUGGAUCAGGCUUCCCUCAUCAACCUUAAGACUGGUGAGCCUGUCUCAUGGGAGAAGUUGGAAGACAAGAAUGUCUUGAACGCUGUCAGUUUUAGUCCGCUUUGGGUUCUGAUUCUUUCUUUGCUUUCUGGUUUCUGCUUUGCAGCACAGCAAAUAUGCAAGGACUCCCUCACAGGAAUGGAGAUUGAGCUUGUUGACAUUUCAGAACUCCCUUUGCUCAAUACUGACCUUGAGGUCGAUGGGAUUUGCCCCCCAGUGGUUGAGGCUUUCCGUCAGAAAAUUGCUGCCGCCGACAGCAUUCUCUUUGCCUCGCCGGAGUACAACUACUCUAUUACCCCUGCUUUGAAGAAUGCAGUUGACUGGGGAUCUAGACCUCCCAAUGUUUGGGGUGGGAAGGCAGCUACCAUUGUAAGUGCAGGAGGGGGUUUUGGUGGUGGAAGAUCACAUUACCACUUGCGCCAAGUUGGGGUUUAUGUUGAUAUUCACUUCAUUAACAAGCCAGAGUUUUUUGUGCCUGCCUUCAACCCUCCACCAAAGUUUGACGGCGAAGGAAACUUGAUUGACCCAAUGUCCAAGGAGAUCCUACAACAGAUUCUUGUCUCAUUGCAGGAAUUUACUUUGAGGCUUAGUGGGAACGCUCAGUAA